Pseudovirgaria hyperparasitica is the source of this 2268-nucleotide messenger RNA. RefSeq lists its product as uncharacterized. Gene Ontology annotation, biological process: DNA-templated transcription; regulation of DNA-templated transcription. Bases 1 to 2268 code for a protein of 755 amino acids. The transcript is spliced from 4 exons. Gene Ontology annotation, cellular component: nucleus. Lineage: Eukaryota; Fungi; Ascomycota; Dothideomycetes; Acrospermales; Acrospermaceae. Gene Ontology annotation, molecular function: DNA binding; DNA-binding transcription factor activity, RNA polymerase II-specific; zinc ion binding. The record is from RefSeq and is a predicted model, not a curated record.
AUGUCAGUCUCGUGUGAACUUUGCAAGCAGCGGAAAGUGAAAUGUGAUCGAGGUCAACCCAGCUGUGGCUGGUGCGUCAAGAAUACCCAAGUGUGUGAAUACAAAGAGAGGAAGAAACCUGGUCUGCGUGCUGGCUAUGGCCGUGAACUCGAGGCAAGACUAGAUCGUCUGGAGGACCUGAUCCAUCAGCAGCAGACUACAAUCUCACAGCUCAGCAAUCAUGUUGUCAACAAUGCCCAGUCAUCUCCGUUGUCCCACGAUGGCCCGCUGUUUCGCAGUCCGUCCAUACUACAAACACAUAUACCCAGGCCCGAGACGGCAUUGUUCUUGCAGAAACCCUCUACUUUUGCACCCAAUCACUCCAUGAUAAAUGAAUAUGCUAGACAUCAGCCCCAGCACAAUGGAUACCAGCAGCAGCAGCACAUACAGCAUGAGCCAUCAAAUGGUUUGCCGACACCGGCACGAGAUGUUUACUCACAUACGAAUCCGCCUUUGGAAUCUCCAAGCUUGAAUCUGGCGAAUGCUCCGCCAUCCGCGCCAGUCAUGCAUGAGGGCGAUUUUCCGCCAUAUGACCUACUAUACGCUCUUGCAGAUCUGUAUUUCAAGCAUAUAAACACGUGGUGUCCAAUCCUUCAUCGGAGAUCCACUCUCGACUCUCUUUUCGGGGCCUCGUCAUCUUCCCUUGAUGAUGGGGAUCGCAUCCUGCUCCACGCCAUUGUUGCGACCACCCUCAGGUUCUCCACUGACGCCCGACUGACGCAAGGCGCAAGAGACAGGUAUCAUGAACUAUCAAAGCAGAAAGUCCUCCUGUACGGACUUGAAAACAGCUCCGUCAAGGCGCUGCAGGCCAUGGUCAUUCUUGCGUUGGAUCUUGUUGGUUUCUCAAACGGUCCGCCAGGCUGGAAUCUUCUCGCGUUGAUCACCCGGGCUGUCGUGCAACUUGGACUUGCAGUUGAGACUACUUCUUCCAUGGUGUCGCCGCAAUUUCCAUCAAUUUAUACCCUGAGAGCUAUGGUUCUGCCAGAGCCAAAAGAUUGGAUCGAAGAAGAAUCCCGAAGACGGCUAUUCUGGAUGAUCUACUUACUAGAUCGGUAUGCGACGGCUGCCACGGCUUUUGAAUUUGCUCUGGAUGAGAGGGAGAUUGAUCGAAAACUACCAUGUCGAGAUGAUAUCUUCAAUCGUAAUCAGCCUGUCGACACGCGAUGGUUCCGGACGAUUGAGAGAACAGAUUACUCCAUGGAAAAGCCAGAAAAUAUGGGAUCGUUUUCGUACUAUAUCGAAGUUAUUGGGCUGCUGUCUCGAAUACACCAAUUUCUGAAAAAGCCUGUGGAUAUCGGCUCUUUAUCUGACGUGGAGAAAUGGCAGGCUGAGUACCGAGAACUCGAUAAAGCAUUGGCCGAAUGGAAGCAUAGCCUUCCGCAUGAGUACGGUAAUGUCGCUCGUAUCUUCAACGGCGCCGGUAACAAAAUCGUCAACACUGGAUGGAUCAUGUUGCAUGCUGCCUAUAACACCACAAUCAUCCGUUUACACUCCUCCGCGGCUUACCCCACAACCCGCUCUCCGAUCUUCACGCCCUCUUACUCUGCAUCUCAGCGCUGUCUCUCCGCCGUCGAGAACAUCACUGCCCUGGUCAACUACCUCAAAUCCACCACUCUCCUCUCCACGCUCGGCCCGCCAUUUGCCUUCUCCCUCUGGGUCGCAGCACGCGUCCUCCUUGUGCAUGGCAGCACCAUCUCUCAGAAUGUGAAUCCUUCUAUUCACGCCCUAGUCGAAACCCUGAACUACCUCGGUCAGUACUGGCGCGUCGCCGAGCGGUACGCCACUCUGCUCACCCGCGUCCUCGAGGAAUACUCCGACUCGCAACGCGCUCCGCCAACCGCAGAGGGUGAACGUCCCACGCCCUCCACUGUACGCAUCCUGGCUGACAUGCGCCGCUGCGCCUACGAUCUUGAUUUCCUCAUCUCGCGCCAGCCGCGCGCGAGCGGCGCCUCCGGUGGCAUGUCCCGUCUGCCGUCCGUCACACCUGCACGCACCCCGCAGCCGCAGGAGUUUGAGUAUCUGGAUGUGUUUGACUUUUUCAACGUGCCGCGCCUGCCGGUCAGUAUGGAGGGCGGCAUGAUGGUCGGGCAGCAGGGGGCAAGCGCGGGUCCGGAGAGUGGGUUGCUACCGGAUGCUGGAGCUGUCGGUGGAAAUGGUGGGAAUGAGUUUAAUAUUACGAAUUUUAGCUUCGAUGCAGAUAGUGAUUGGUUUAUGAAGGCCGGGGCAUAA